AUGCUUCAUGGGCUCGCCGAACGAAUCCGACAGCUUCAGGAGCUCGAGCAAGAGCAGCUCGAGUGUGGGGAGCAGCCCGAGUGUUCGAAGUCCACGACGACUUGUAGAACCUAUGUGUGGGUCAUCGUCGAGUCUUGCAGAGAUUGCGCAACACAUGAUUCAACUCUACGUCACGAUGAGACGCAAUACCAGAAUCGCUUUGAGAAGCUCAAGAUCUUGGUCCUCGAACGCUUUCCACAGGGCGUUCGGGUGGAGUUGUUGGUGCCACUAGGGCCCAUCCCGGAAGAGAGGCAAGCAAAGGGCCCAAGUUUUCGUAUUGGCUCCUUUGAGGUUUACUUGUGCUGCGAUGAUCCCUUGAAGCCAUGGGGUGCCACUCCUUUGAAUCGCCAAGGCGACGGAUGCCUGGGCCUAUGCAUCUCAUCGAAGUUGAAAAGUAGAGCUUGGCCUUCAAUGGAUGCCGUGAUGAAACGCAUGGCCAUAUGCAUGCCAGAGGUUCCAGUACAGGUCACCGUGCAGAAUGCUCUGGAGUUUCCACUGCCAUUUGUUUCAGUCACCGUCCUCUCAGAUGGGAAGCAAGUGAGUAAGAGUCUCAGUGAUCAAGCAGGCUCUGUGAAGCUCUCUGUGCCGUUGUAUGCUCCGAUUGAGCUCAGGGCCGAGCGUGGCAAGUUCAUGGAGCCUCAAAGCAAGACGCUUCAAAUACUUGCUCCGGAGACUCACUUGACCUUCACGACGGAGACCUCUGUGCAACUCUGGCAACUGGAAACCGCCAAGGAGUUGGUGGUCUUUGGCCGCGACCCGCGCAUGGAUUUGGAGGAGGCGGUGUUGCCCAUCCCCAACUUGGUGCCCUUCCAAGGGAGCCUGGAAUACAGCAGUGGAGAAGCUGUGAGAGCUGACUUGGAUGGCUUCAUCCGAAGUGCCAAGCCGAGUCCCGACCAUGCGGAUCCCUUGGCGGAUGCGGACUUUGUGAGCUGUGCUGGUUGGCGAUCCUCUCCAUUAAAGAAGGGCGAGGUCCAUGGGACCGGGCGCUUGGUGGAGAUCGGACGGUUAGGAACGCCCAUCGUGGAGGUCUCCUUGGUCACCUGCUGUUGUUUGUGCCCCGUGCCCAACGCGCGGAUCUCCGUGAAUGGGGAACAUUUCGGCAUCACAGAUGUGGCACCUGUGAGCUGUGGGGUGCGGGUGGGAGAACAUUCACUGCUGGUAGAACAUAACUUGUUAUUUGCACCUGGUCUUUGUCUUCCCUUGAACAUCGCUGAUGCCACUACUUGCGGUGUCACAGUGGAGUUUCCUUUGGAUCGACUUCGCUUUGUGUGCACGGCGGCCCCUGGGACUCGCGCACCGGGGCGUGCAGAUCUGUGGUUGGUGGGAGGAGAUCUGGCGCAAUGGCGAUGUAGCCGUGGGGCGCCUCCCAUGGAUGCUGAGGAAGAUGAAUCCGCGGACUCCGCUGAAGAUCCACUCCUUCGGGUGCACUCCCCUUGUUGCAGUGCUGGAGCUGCAGGGGUCGCUGUGUCUUUGAAUGGGAAGGAAGUCGGAGUCAUCAGUGAUCAUGGCGAAUUGAAGCUACCCAUGGGUGAGGGUGGGUUGUCCUAUCGGGGUCCCUGCAUGGUGAGGAUUGAAGGUGUUCCUCCUUGUCUUCUUCCUGGGAGCACCAACGAAUAUGUCGCUCACUUCCAGCUGACCCGGCAGAUGGAUUUGGAACUCACCUGCUUGUUGUGGAUCUAUUGGUGGCGCCCUGAGCCGGAGGAGGAAGGAGAAGAGGAAGAUGCCAUGGUCUUUGUUUGCGCCAACGUGGAGCAGAUCCCAGAUGAAGCCAAACCUGUGGUUGGUCGCCUUUGUUGUUUGGACGCCGAGGAACCGGAAAUGAUUUUGGAUGGCCAAUCGGUGGGUCCAAUUCUGCUGAGACGUUCCAGGUUGUCACAGAAGUGCGAGAGCGCACCUUGCUUAGUUUCUCAGGUCACCUUAGAUGUGGCACCUCCUGCAUCAUUGGGACCAGGUGUCAGAUUCGUCCCACGAGGGCCGCCGUCGCCCUUGCAGCUGCGCUACGAGGAGUUGGGCGGCUGCGAGCUCCAGCGGCUCAUGUGUUCACCGGUGGUGCUGGGGGAUUUGAAGCGACGCCGUUCGGAGAGCGAGACGGAGCCAACCUACGAGGAUGUCUUUGAGACGGAUUCGCAGGAGCAUUACUCCGAGCCAGCAGCCUCCAUGAGCCAUGAUUGA
Molecule: messenger RNA, 2211 nt
Organism: Durusdinium trenchii
Lineage: Eukaryota; Dinophyceae; Suessiales; Symbiodiniaceae
Source: the annotation of a GenBank genome assembly